Messenger RNA from Caenorhabditis angaria, 6679 nucleotides. The record is from the annotation of a GenBank genome assembly. Lineage: Eukaryota; Metazoa; Nematoda; Chromadorea; Rhabditida; Rhabditidae.
AUGGGUGAAGAACCUGUGGAACUAGUUGUUCCAGAUUUUGAGGAUGAGAAUGAGAAGUUGCGAAAACAGAAAACAAUCAUCAUUGAGGGAUUUCGACAUCCUGGCGGUUGGAUGACUAAUCCACAGGUUUGUCAUCUUUAUUUUUCGAUUUUGAAUUGACCAAUUGAAUUUUUAAGGUACAACGGCUGCUGAAUAGAUGUGAAAGAUUCAAUUCUACGUUUUCAAGAGCUCCGGAAACCAGCGAGAAGCAUAUUAAAACCGGAAGAUUGGAAGUUGAAUUAUCGACAGUGGAAAUUGCGCGAGAUUCAUAUGUGAUUCUUCAAAAUUUGGUCGUCGAUGGGAAUAAAGCAAUUGUCACAGUUGACCCGGUUUUCUGUGAGUUUCUCUAAUUUUUUCCUGAAAAAAAAUGAAUCAAAAACAAAAUUUUCAGUCGAAGCCGCGUCAGUUGUUCCAACGAGUAGUUAUUUCACACCAUCAGAAGAUGCUGUAACUCGAUCAUGCACAAUUUACGCGCUAAACUUGCCGAAAAGCACAGCUCAACAUUAUUUGGAAUGUAUAGUUGGUGCAGAUGUCAUUAAAUAUCAUCGAAUUCUUCCGCUUCCGAAUCAUGAGGGAUUGGUUCAAGCUGAAGUUCUUGUAAUUGAUGAGGAAACCGCGAAAAGUUUGCCGGCUGAUGUUGAAGAUUUUCAAAUUGAUGACGGGGAACAUAAUGCUGUUAUGAAGUGAGAUUUAGCCUAAUUUUGAUGAAACAUAUCGAAAUAUAUACCAAACUGAACAUGCUGAUCACGAUUCCGAAGACAAAAAUUGCCACAAAUGCCUGUGAGAAGGUUUCUGGAGCUGCGAGUUUUGGUUUUCGUCCAUUUUUACCAUGUUCCAGGGUGGAAAAUCAAUUUUCAACCUAUCAGCUUUUUAGUUUAUCAAAAAUAUGAAAAACCAGCUGAAAACUGUAAUUUUCAAAAAAGUCAUAAGGGCACAUUUAAAAAUUACAGUUUCAGCUUUUUUUUCAUAUUUUUGGGCAGUUUUUCAAUCGGACCAUAGGAAUCGGACCCGAUUUUGAGGGUUUUCUGAAUCGGAACAGGGUGACAUUUUUCAAUAGGAAUCGGACCACAAAAAAGGAAUCGGACCGGGUCCAAUUUUUUGAGAAAAAUUCUGAAUCGGACCCGAAAAAUCGGACCACUUUUUCAAAAUUUCCUGAUUUUUGCACCAAAAAAUUGACUUUUUUGAAAAAGUGGUCCGAUUUUUCGGGUCCGAUUCAGAAUUUUUCUCAAAAAAUCGGACCUGGUCCGAUUCCUAUUGAAAAAUGUCACCCUGGUUUCAGAAAACCCUCAAAAUCGGGUCCGAUUCAAAAUUUGCCUAUUUUUCGAUAAACUGAAAUGCUCAUAGGUUUUCGAAUGUGGUGAACAAUCUUAUCCAUUUUAUAAAAAUUGAUUUUCCACCCUGGAACAUGGAGAAAAAACUCGGAGCUCUAGGAAAGUGCUCACAGGAAUUUUUAACAAUUUUUGACUUCGGAAUCGUGAUCAGCAUAGUCGAUUUGGUAUAUUUUGAUAUGUUUCAUAAAAAUUUCAGAACCUAACCCCCUCAUGCGCUUCCCCUUGUAAAACCAAAAAUAAUAAAAAUUAAUCAUUUUAAUUUUCUUAAAGAUUACUGAGCACCGAUGAAUAUAUAGCUCUCGUCAAAUCGGAAACCGCUGCAAAACCAUUUUUGAUGUCGGGAAAUAAUGGAAAAGAAUCAAAUCAUCAACCGGAUGAUUUGGAUUUGGAAAAUGGAGAAAUUGAAGAAAAAUUGGAGGAUGAGCCAGAAGAUGAGAAAAUUGGGGAGGAAAAUGCGGGGCUGGCUCCGGAAAUUGAGGAAGAUCAAGUUUUGGAAAGGCUGCUGAAGGUGGGAUUGCUCAUAUCAAACUUUCUGAUGAAAAUUUCGGGAUUUUUGACAUUUUUUUCAAAUUUAAAAUUGAAAAGUCCCAAAUUCUGAAGUUCUGAACUUUUCUAAACACAAUUUUGAUUAAAUUUUCUGAAAAUCCGGAUUCUGAUGGAAAAUUCGGGAUUUUUGACAGGCAAAUUUUGAAUCGGACCCGAUUUUGAGGGUUUUCUGAAUCGGACCAGGGUGACAUUUUUCAAUAGGAAUCGGACCACAAAAAAGGAAUCGGACCAGGUCCGAUUUUUUGAGAAAAAUUCUGAAUCGGACCACUUUUUCAAAAAAGUCAAUUUUUUGGUGCAAAAAUCAGGAAAUUUUGAAGAAGUGGUCCGAUUCAGAAUUUUUCUCAAAAAAUCGGACCUGGUCCGAUUCCUUUUUUGCGGUCCGAUUCCUAUUGAAAAAAUUUCACCCUGGUCCGAUUCAGAAAACCCUCAAAAUUGGACCUGCUCCGAUUCCUAUGGUCCGAUUCAAAAACUGCCUUUUUGACAUGAGCAAUUAUCAAAAAUAAUGAUUUUUCGCAUUUUUUCCGAAAAUUUGUGUCCAAAACCCCCAUAUUUUUCAGCACAUUGAAGAUGAGCGAAUAAAUUUUGCGGAAAUGAACGAGAAGGAAGAACUUUACGCAUUGGCUGAUGUUGUUUCUGAAUCCUACGGUGGAUUACCCGAUUCUCUUCUCAAACCUGUUCUUUUAUCAGCUCUGCAACAAUAUUUAAACAAAACCGAAAUGCAUUGGAUGAGAGAACAUAUUGAGGGACUUAUUAAGUUAUGGAAAGUUGAAAUAAUGUCUGAGCAAUUAUUUGAUCGACCAAGUAUUGUUCGAAUGGAAACUAUUGAUUAUAAACCACCGAUUAUUGAAGAAUCGAAUAGAAGAUCGAAGAAAAAAGGAGCGGAAAAACGAGCAAAAGCUGCGCAGAGUUUGAUGGGUGUUGGUGCGUUUUUACAGCAGAAUCGGUCGAAAUUGAUUGUGGAGGAAGGAGAAUUGGAAUUGGAAGAGGAUCUGGAUGGAAAUGUUUUGUUGGGAGGAGAAGCGCUUAGUUUUGAAUCGUGGGCACAGUGAGAUUUUUGAGGGGGCAUUCAAAAUUAUUAGAAUUAUACCAAGAUUUCUGAAAAAUCCAAGAUUUAUGGUUGAUUUUCUGAGAGUUUCCACUCUCUAGACGCUGAUCCUUAAAAAUUGAAUUUUCUAGGCUCGGCUGCUUGUUAAUGUGGAUCUCAAGGAGCGGCUCCUAGACAAUUAGGUUCUCUAGGAGCGGCUACUUGACAUCUAGCCCUUCUAGGGUUGGCUAUUUGACAUUGAAGCUAUCAAGACUCGGCUGCUUGCCAAGGUGGAUCUCAAGGAGCGGCUCCUAGACAAUUAGGUUCUCUAGGCGAGCCUACUUGAAAACUGAGUUGUCUAGUCACCGUUCCUUGACAAUUGAAUUUUCUAGGCUUCAUUACUUGACAUUGAAGCUAUCAAGACUCGGCUGCUUGCUGAAUUCGAUCUCAAGGCGCGGCUCCUAGACAUCUAGGUUAUCUAGGCACAGAUACUUGACAUCUAGGCCUUCUAUGGUUGGCCACUUGACACAGACGCUCUGAAGGUGCAGCUCCUUGACAAUAUGGAUGUUUAGGCGCUGCUCCUCCAAGACAAUUGAAUUUUCUAGGCUGCAUUACUUGACAUAGGAGCUAUCAAGGCUCGGCUGCUUGCCAAAGUGGAUCUCUAGACGCGGCUCCUAGACAAUUCGGUUCUCUAGACGUGGCUCCUAGAUAAUAAGGUUCUCUAGGAGCGUCUACUUGACAACCAGCACUUCUAGGUUUAGCUAUUUGACACAGUCGAAAAUCUUUUUCUCAAAAAUCCCCAUUUUUUCUCCAGAAAAACAAAAACCAAAGCAAGCGGUGUUGUUCGAGCAAAUGACGAUGGAACUGUCAAAAUUGGAAAUGGUGGAUUGACCAAAAAACAAUUGAGACAACAAAGAGCUGUUGAAGGAAUGUCCCAAGAUGAUUAUAAAAAAUGGAGGUAAUUUGAAUUUUUCUAACAAUUUUUUUGAAAUCAAAACGUUUUUCUUUGUAGAAAAGAGAAACAACAUGCUCGACGAGCUGAUAUUAAAGUGAGAAUAAUGAAAAGAGGUGGAAUGAUUGAAGGAAAUCUCGAGGAAGAUCAGGAAGAAGAUCAGGAGGGAGAAGCUGAAGUUUCACAGCCGCCGCCGCAGAAAAAAGUGAAAGAUUUGGAUGAAGGAGAAAUUGAUUCGGAAGAAGAGCGAAAAAAUGAGAAGAAGAAGAAGAAGAGGAAAGCUGAAUCUGGAAGUUCAUCUUCGGAUUCAUCGAAUUCCUCGAGUUCUUCAAGUUCUUCGGGUGAAGAUGAAGCUGGAACAUCGGAUGCGAGACAAAGGAGAAGAAAUCGGAGGAGGAAAGAUCGAAAAGCGGUGAGAUUUUUUGAAAUUACAAAGACCUUCAAUUUAAAAAAAUUUUAAAAAAACGGUUUUCCCCCUGAAAAUCGCGGGAUUUAGUGCGAAAAAUGAUGAAUUUUGAUGUAAAAUAGUGUGUUUUUAGUCAAAAAUCAUGAUUUCCAGCCAGAAGAGCAAAUUUCAAGAGCUUCAAAAUGAGCCUAAGAAAAUUUCAGAUUUUUAGCUGAAAAUGCUCAAAAAUCCUAAAUUUCAAGUCAAUUUCAGUCAAAAAUGUCCAAAACUCGUGAUUUUCAGUCAAAAUUUCAGAUAUUUAAGUUGGAGCUCAUUUUUUAAAGCAAAUUUUCAAGAGCUUAAAAAUGAACCUAAGAAAAUUUCAGAUUUUUAGCUGAAAAUGACCGAAAAUCCCGAUUUUCAGCAUAUUUUUAGUCAAAAAUCGCUGAAAAUCCUGAUUUUCAGCCAGAAUUUCAGAUAUUCAAGUUGCUCAUUUUUUUAAAAGCAAAUUUUAAGAACUUCAAAAUGAGCCUAGAAAAAUUUCAGAUUUUUAGCUGAAAAUGCUCAAAAAUCCUGAUUUUCAGGUCAAUUUUGAUCUAAAAUUGUGUGUUUUUGAUCAAAAAUCGUGAUUUUUAGCCAAAAUUUCAGAUAUUCAAGUUGUAGCUCAUUUUUUAAAGCAAAUUUCAAGAGCUUCAAAAUGAGCCUAAGAAAAUUUCAAAUUUGUAGCUGAAAAUGCUGAAAAAUUCUGACUUUCAGGUUAAUUUCAAUCAAAAAUGUCUAAAAAUCGUGAUUUUCAGCCAAAAUUUCAGAUAUUCAAGUUGGAGCUCAUUUUUUAAAGCAAAUUUCAAGAGCUUCAAAAUGAAUCUAAGAAAAUUUCAGAUUUUUAGCUGAAAAUUUGCUGAAAAUUCUUAAAAAUCCCGACUUUCAGCAUAUUUUCAGUCAAAAAUGGCCAAAAAUCAUAUUUUCUGGCUUAAAAUUUCUGAAAAAUCCCGAUUUUCAGCAUAUUUUCAGUCAAAAAUCGCUGAAAAUUCCGAUUUAAUUUUCAAUUUUCUCUGAAAUUUUCAGUUUUAUUAAAAUUCAUAUUCCCGUUCUCAUUUGAAUUUUUCCUCAAAACUAUUUUUCAAAAAUCCUGUUUUCCAGCCACGAAACGUGAAAAUGCAGCCAAAAAUCUCGCCAAUCUUCAAAGAAAUGUUCGAAAAUCGAAAAGCUAUCAUUGCGAGUAUGUCUCCAGCUCAUAAAGUUGCAGUUGCCAAUGUUCUCAAUCAGGUUUGUCUAUUUUUUCCCCGUUUUUUUAUCCCACAAAUUAUUAUGUUACAAACUAUUUUUGGGUUAGUCGAUAUCCUGUUGCGUCGAAAUGAUGUAACAAUACGUGCGCGAAGGACUCUUCAAAAAAAGUUGCGCAAUUUUUGGGGGAGAUUUUGUUUGAGUUAUUACAAAUUGUCUAGGACUCGCGUCUAGAGAACAUAAUUGUUAAGGAGCUGAGCCUUGAGAGAUUCUACCUCAAGCAGCUGAGCCUAGAGAACCUAGUUGUUAAGGAGCUGAGCCUAGAGAACCUAGUUGUCAAGCAGCUGAGCCUAGAUAACCUAGUUGUAUAGGACCCGCGCCUUGAGAACCAAAUUGUCUAAAAGCCAGGCCUAGAGAAACUAAUUGUCAAGCAGUCGAGCCUUGUUAGCCUAGUUGUCAAGGAGCCGCGCCUUGAAAAUCACUGUGACUAGGCACGGCGCCUUGAGAGCUUCUACCUCAAGCAGCUGAGCCUAGAAAACGUAGUUGUAUAGGACCCGCGCCUAUAGAACCUAGGGCAAGGAGCCGCGUCUUGAAAGCCACUGUGACUAGCUACGGCGCCUUGGUAGCCUCUACCUCAAGUAGCCGAGCCUAGAGAAUCCAGUUGUCAAGGAGCCAAACCUUGAGAGCCUACAAAGCCUAGUACCGGUGCCUAUACCCACUUCUAAUAAAAUCUAAUUCUCAAUUUUUCCACAUGAAUAGAUCUCUAGUUAAUAAUAUACAAAAUUUGAAUAGCUGAUCCUGAUCCUACCGAAAAGAUAAUCCCAUCCGCUUUUUUUCUGUUUGAAACCAUAGAAACGGCCCCGUCCCGCUCACAAAACCGAUAAUUGGUACCCUCCCUUUUUCUUUUUCUAAUAAUAAUUAUUUGAAUAUGCUCUCUCGCAACAUAUUCGAAUAUUGGAACAGAAAAAAGAAGAAGAGAGGUUGCGCAAGAAUGGUCCCGAGAGAGAGACAGAAAUGACUAGAUUUUAUCUGAAAGAUUUAUGUCGCAUGAGAGACAGACAACUUUAUUAUUAUUAAAAAUGAUUGUGUAUUUUUAGAUUCGUCAAAGUAAUGCGCCGAUUUCGCACGAUCAAGCGACUCAAAUGAUGAAUGCAAUGUUUAAUGGUGGUCUCAAAUAA